Oryza brachyantha (malo sina) is the source of this 5167-nucleotide messenger RNA. RefSeq names its product ABC transporter C family member 14-like. NCBI's taxonomy places the organism in Eukaryota, Viridiplantae, Streptophyta, Magnoliopsida, Poales, Poaceae. Gene Ontology annotation, cellular component: plant-type vacuole; vacuolar membrane. The transcript has 11 exons. The record is from RefSeq and is a predicted model, not a curated record. Gene Ontology annotation, biological process: transmembrane transport. Bases 64 to 4650 code for a protein of 1528 amino acids. Gene Ontology annotation, molecular function: ABC-type transporter activity; ATP binding; ATP hydrolysis activity.
CCCAGAUGUAAACACCCUCCGGCCGCCGCGCCGCACCAGUCACCGCCACGGCGCCUCCCAGCCAUGCGGGCGACCUCGCUCCCGUGGUGGCUGUCCACCACCGCCUGCUCCCCGCCGCCGUCCUCCCUCCCCGACCGCCUCGCCUUCCUCUUCCUCGCUCCCUGCCCACAGAGGGUGAUCCUCGGCGCCGUCGACCUCGCCUUCCUCCUCGCCGCGGUGUACCUCGCCGUCCGCUCUCGCCGCGGCACCGCGACGAUCACAAACGGGGGCCACGCGGAGGAGCCGCUGCUCGCGAAGCCGCCGCCCCCGCCAACGUCUGAGGGUACGCUUCCCCGUCGCGGGAGGUUUCGGCACAGGAUCGCGCUCGCUGCGUCCGUGUCUCUCGCGGCCGCGUCGCUGGUGCUGCUCGCCCUCGCGCUAUUUCUCCUCCCGUGGACGGCAUGGCUCGCCGCGGAGUGCGCCUUCCUCGCGGCGCAUACCGUGGCGCACCUUGCCGCCACGAGGGUCGUCGCGGCGGAGAAGGUGGCGGUGUCUCGAGCGCACCCGGUGCACCUCCGCUUCUUCUGGGCUGGGACCGCGGCUAUCGCCGCGCUCUUCUCCGGCUCCGCUGUUGUGCGCUACGCGGCUCGGGAGCCUAUCUUUCCCGACGAUGUCAUCGCGUUCGCUGGGCUGGUGAUGUCGCUCCCUCUUCUCUACUUCUCCGUCACGGGCUCCACCGGCCUCGGUGAUGCGGAGAUUGCCAACGGCGAAGACCGAACGUGCGUGCCCGAUCACGGCGCGGCGGCGACGUCGUACGCCACGGCAUCGUGGCUAUCGCUCGCGACGUUCGGUUGGAUCAACCCGCUCAUCUCCAAGGGGUCCAGGGCGGCACUCUCCGCGGACGAAGUCCCACCCGUGGCGCCAGAUGAUUCUGCCGAGGCGGCGUACGCGGUAUUCGUGUCAAACUGGCCCGCGCCGGCGCCGGCGCCGGGGUCGAAGGCCGGGCACCCCGUGGUCGUCGCACUUCUCCGGUCAUUCUGGCCGCAGUUCUUGUUCACCGCCGUGCUCGGCUUGGCGCACCUCUCGGUCAUGUAUAUCGGCCCUUCCCUCGUGGACAGGUUCGUUAAUUUCGUCCGCCGCGGCGGCGAUUUGACGGAAGGGCUGCAGCUGGUCGUCAUCCUCCUCGUCGGCAAGGCGGCCGAGGCGCUGACUUCUCACCACUACGAGUUCCAAGGGCAGAAGCUUGGAAUGCGCAUCCGCGCCGCGCUGCUCGCGGCGGUGUACCGCAAGUCGCUGCGGCUGUCCACAGGCGCGCGCCGCGCGCAUGGCGCCGGCGCCAUCGUGAACUACAUGGAGGUGGACGCCGAAGAGGUGGCCAACGUCACGCACGAGCUCCACAACCUGUGGCUGAUGCCGCUGGAGAUCGCCGUGGCUCUCACCCUGCUCUACACCCACCUCGGCCCCGCCGUGCUGACCGCUGUCGCCGCGAUCGCCGUGGUGACCGUGGUCGUGGCGUUCGCCAACCGCCGAAACUUGGAGUACCAGUUCAAGUUCCUCGGCAAGCGCGACGAGCGCAUGAAGGCCAUCACCGAGCUGCUCAACUACAUACGCGUGAUCAAACUGCAGGCGUGGGAGGAGACGUUCGGCGCCAAGAUUCGCGAGCUCAGGGAGGCCGAGCUCGGGUGGCUGGCCAAGUCCAUGUACUUCAUGUGCGCCAACACCGUCGUGCUCUGGAGUGGCCCGCUCGCCAUGACCGUGCUCGUGUUCGGCACCUGCCUGCUGACUGGCGUCACGCUCGAUGCCGGCAAGGUGUUCACGGCCACCGCGUUCUUCCGAAUGCUGGAUGUACCAAUGCAGAGCUUCCCCGAGGCGAUUGCCUCUGCGACGCAGGCGACCGUGUCUCUGGGAAGGCUCGACAGGUAUCUGCUCGACGCGGAGCUUGAUGAUUCCACGGUGGAGCGUGUCGACGACACGGAAACUCUCCCCGACGGUGUGGUCGUGGAGGUGCGGGAUGGCGUGUUUGCGUGGGAUGCGAGGGGCAAGAAGGAGAAUGAAGAGGGGGAGGGUGGCGAUGACGAAGAAGAAAAUGAGGAGAAAGAUGUGGAGGACACGCCGACUCUGGAGAUAGUGCUGAAGGGGAUCAAUAUGGAGGUAAGGAGGGGUGAGCUUGCAGCGGUGGUCGGCAUGGUUGGCUCCGGCAAGUCGUCGCUGCUGUCCUGCAUCAUGGGGGAGAUGGACAAGGUCUCCGGGAAGGUUAGAGUAUGUGGGAGCACUGCAUAUGUUGCACAGACUGCUUGGAUACAAAAUGGAACAAUCCAAGAGAACAUCUUAUUUGGACAGCCAAUGGAUGGUGAACGAUAUAAAGAAGUUUUGCGGUCUUGCAGCCUAGAAAAGGACUUGGAAAUGAUGGAAUUUGGUGACCAGACAGAGAUCGGAGAGCGAGGGAUCAAUCUCAGUGGUGGACAGAAACAGCGUAUUCAGCUUGCCAGAGCAGUUUAUCAAAAUUGCGAUAUAUAUCUCCUUGACGAUGUCUUUAGUGCAGUUGAUGCACAUACUGGUUCAAACAUCUUUAAGGAAUGUCUGAGAGGCAUGCUCAGAGGAAAGACCAUCUUACUUGUUACUCAUCAAGUGGAUUUCUUGCAUAAUGUGGAUAACAUAUUCGUAAUGAGAGAUGGUAUGAUUGUGCUGUCGGGGAAGUAUGAUGAGUUACUAGAUGCCAGUUCGGAUUUCUUGGCUCUUGUUGCUGCUCAUGACAGUUCAAUGGAACUGGUGGAUCAAAGUCGACAAGCUGUCAAAACUGAAGAAUCAGAGCCUAAGGCGGUAGCAACAACCCCUUCUCUUCGCUCCAGAUCCAUUGGAAAGGGUGAGAAGGUGCUUGUUGCAUCUGAUGUAGAAGCAGCUACUUCCAAAAUUAUACAAGAAGAGGAAAGAGGGAGUGGUCAAGUAAGUUGGCGUGUCUACAAGCUGUAUAUGACAGAGGCUUGGGGUUGGUGGGGCGUUGUUGGCAUGUUCGCUUUUGCAUUGGUGUGGCAAGUUUCUGAUAUGGCUAGUGACUACUGGCUGUCAUAUGAAACAUCAGGCGGCAUUCCAUUUAAUCCAUCUUUGUUUAUGGGAGUAUAUGUUGCUAUAGCUGCUGUUUCAAUUAUCCUUCAAGUAAUCAAGGCUGUUCUUGAGACAGUCUUGGGACUUCAAACUGCUCAGAUCUUUUUCAAGAAGAUGUUUGACAGCAUUUUACAUGCCCCGAUGUCAUUUUUUGACACCACACCUUCAGGAAGGAUUCUCAGUCGGGCAUCAUCGGACCAAACAACCAUUGAUAUUGUACUGUCCUUUUUUGUCGGUCUGACAAUUUCAAUGUACAUUUCAGUAUUAAGUAUCGUAAUCGUUACCUGUCAGGUUGCCUGGCCAUCGGUUAUAGCUGUAAUUCCACUUCUACUAUUGAACAUUUGGUACAGGAAUCGUUACCUUGCAACUUCUCGAGAGCUAACUAGGCUUGAAGGAGUAACAAAGGCACCAGUAAUUGAUCACUUCUCAGAGACUGUUCAAGGUGCUACAACCAUAAGAUGCUUCAAGAAGGACAAAGAAUUUUUCCAAGAAAAUUUGGACAGAAUCAAUUCAAGUUUGUGCAUGUACUUCCACAACUACGCAGCAAAUGAAUGGCUUGGGUUCCGUCUGGAGUUGAUUGGGACACUCGUAUUGUCAACUACUGCUUUCCUCACGAUUAGUCUGCCUAGUAACUUUAUCAAGAAAGAAUUUGUUGGCAUGUCUCUUUCAUAUGGCCUCUCCCUGAAUUCUCUAGUGUACUACGCAAUAUCGAUUAGCUGUAUGUUAGAAAACGAUAUGAUUGCUGUGGAGAGGGUAAAUCAGUUUAGUACUCUUCCUUCUGAGCCAGCAUGGAAAAUAAAAAACCAUCGUUCUACAAAUUGGCCCACUCAUGGAGAUAUUGACAUUGAUGAUUUAAAGGUUAGGUACCGACCAAAUACACCUUUAAUUUUGAAAGGCAUAACUGUACGCAUCAAUGGUGGUGAAAAGAUAGGAGUUGUAGGAAGAACAGGCAGUGGAAAAUCAACGUUGGUUCAAGCAUUGUUCAGGCUUGUAGAGCCUGUGCAGGGGAAAAUAAUCAUUGAUGGAAUAGACAUAUGCACACUGGGUCUGCAUGAUCUGAGGUCCCGCUUCGGCAUUAUUCCUCAAGAACCAGUUCUUUUUGAAGGAACAAUUCGAAGCAACAUCGAUCCAAUUGGGCAGUAUACAGAUGCUGAGAUAUGGCAGGCUCUGGAAGGCUGCCAAUUGAAAGAUGUAGUUGCUUCAAAACCACAAAAGCUGGAUGCUCUAGUGGCUGAUAGCGGGGAGAACUGGAGUGUAGGCCAAAGGCAGCUUCUUUGUCUUGGCCGUGUCAUAUUGAAGCAGACUCGAAUAUUAUUUAUGGAUGAGGCAACUGCUUCAGUUGAUUCUCAAACUGAUGCUACGAUUCAGAAGAUCACACGGCAAGAAUUUUCUUCGUGUACAAUAAUUAGCAUUGCACACAGAAUACCAACAGUCAUGGACUGUGACAGAGUUCUGGUGUUGGAUGCAGGUUUGGUAAAAGAAUUUGAUUCGCCCUCAAGAUUGAUUGAGCAGCCAUCUCUCUUUGGUGCAAUGGUCGAGGAGUAUGCCAAUCGCUCGUCCAACCUGUAACUCCCUCUGUUGUACACAUUCUUUUAAUGCAAAUAAGAGUCAUUUUGAUAGGUUGACACUAGUGCAUAUAUGUGUCAUCUGUCAAUAACUAAACACAAAAAUUUGAGAAUGAUCAUACGUACCAAUGUUCAUGUAUACGGGCAUAGGGCAUACCCAAGUGUGAAUCUUGGUGUAGCUUUACAAAAUUUUUCUUAGAAGUUCAGAAGAUGAAGAUAAUACUAGUAUUAUCGUCGGUACAAGAAUAUGAUCAAUUGAAUUAGAAAAAUCAAAUGGUCUACAUUAGUUCCUACUUAUUAGUAGAGGCACUGUAAAACUCCUUUAAUAACACAUACGUGGAUGGUCUAGUUUCUAGCAUUAAGAAGAUCUUUUAUGAUUGGAUCACAAUGUAUUACCUCAAGUAUGGAUUCAGGAAUUUUUGAAGGUGCACGAGUUUGUUUUGAACCAUCAGUUGUGUGUAGAUAUAAUGGCUGAUAUUAGUCUUACCUCUCAUGUGGUAGGGGUCAUUCAUUAACAUUUG